Messenger RNA from Pogoniulus pusillus (Red-fronted tinkerbird), 10169 nucleotides. RefSeq names its product tectorin alpha (gene TECTA). Gene Ontology annotation, cellular component: extracellular matrix. The transcript has 24 exons. The record is from RefSeq and is a predicted model, not a curated record. Lineage: Eukaryota; Metazoa; Chordata; Aves; Piciformes; Lybiidae. Gene Ontology annotation, molecular function: protein binding; extracellular matrix structural constituent. Gene Ontology annotation, biological process: cell-matrix adhesion. The coding region runs from base 2745 to 9200 and encodes 2151 amino acids.
UCCACUUUCAGGUGAGGAAUAAGGCUCUGUCUCUGUUCCCUGCUCUGUGUCCUCAGUGGGACUGGCCUUGUGAUCAAAAUGAGUUUUACCUGCAAGCAAAGGCUUUUAGCUGCUGCUGGGGAGGGCAGGGUGGCACUAAAGCAGUAGCUGUGGGCUUAGUCUGUGCUGGCUGCACCAAAUGACCCUGGGCAGAGGAAGGAGGAGGGAGGUGCCCCUCCAGGUGGGACACAACUGCUAGGCAAGUGCCUCACCAGGGCAUCUUCCUUGGGCUGGGCUUUGAAAUGGGAGAAUGUACCAAGGCCCUGCCUAAGUUUGCCCUGUUCAGGUCAAGCAGAGGGAGGCCUCCCUUGUCUCAUUUUUUACUGCUUGUUUUUUUCUUGAGGUCAGGCGUGGGAAGGAAGCUUUCUGCUAGAAGGAGAAAAAAAGAAGAACUGUUUGAAUGUGCAGCUCUGCUGAUGCAUGAUGGGAGCAUCCUUGUCCAAAAGAAAAUAGCCUAGAAGACAAAGUUGUCCCCAAAGAGACAGUGAAACCUAAUCAAACAUCAUCAGUGUAGACUUGCCCAGAACGAACAGGAACAGAAUAUUAAAUUGAUAGGGGAGCAGAAGGAAACCUAUCUUCACCACUUUUCUUUGCCUUACAAAGCAAGAUGGGAAGAGCCAAUUGAUUUUCCUGUGGCUGGGAAUGCUUAAAAUCUGUAUUGAAGGGAAAGGAAGAGCUGAGUUGCAUGGACUGGCAGGCUAGAGGUCAUCCACCCCUGGAAUAUCAGUCAGUGCUUUAAAAUCCCCCUGCACUCCUGGAGUAGUCAUCAGGUUAAAAAAGAGACGUGGAAAGGAAUGGAAAAAGAAGGCUCUCUGCUAGCAAGGCUGUGCUUGGAGGAUAAAGCAAGCCCCAGGAUUUGCUGUGGAGGUGUUGUGCUGCCCACUGCUCUCAGGUACUGAAACUGCUGUGGUGAGCUGCAGCACUUUGAGGGUGAACUCACUAAAUGCAAUUCUAGGAGCACCCAGGGGCCUGAGGGAAAAAAACAGUCUGGGCUUUUAGGUGCUUCAGGUUUGGCUGUUGCCAUUCCCGUCUUUUCUCUCUCCUGAUGAAGGGCAGGGAGCAGGUGUAUGGAGAGUGCAGGAGGACCACCUACCUACCUCUCAGCAGGGAAAAUGGGUAGUAAAAGGCCCCCAGCCAAAAAUUCCAACGGAAAACUCCUGCCAAGGCUGUGCUGUGCUGUUUUGUUCAUGAGAACAAGGCUGUUUUCCUAGGACAGACUGCUGGGGUUGGAGCACCUCCUGUCUUAGCUGAGCCUCAGUGCAGGCUGUAAGAGUCAGCUCUCAUCAGGGUUCUGCUGAUUGCUUCCUUCACCCCUUGGCCACUGUUCUGCCUCUCUGUCCCUCAUGUGACAUCGAUGUGAGCUGAAUUAAAGUAGUUGUCAUCUUUUCUCAGGCUACAGACUGGGCUUGGGUGAAAAGCUGUGGUCUCUCUAAGACAGUUUGAGGCUUACAGCCUGCAGGCCUUUGGCAAGAGCCUCUCUUUGAGACCAGUGGUGGCCCCACACACCAUCAGUGAGGGCAUGUGGGAGCCAGCCUAUCAGCACAGGUGGAAAUGUUAAGCAGGCAGUAGCUACUGCCAAGCCCUGAGGAACAAAAAGCAUCCUUGGGCCCUGCUUGGGUCAAGUGGCCAUGGGGCACGGACACAGAGGGCCAAGGCAUCCUUGCUCAGCCCCUUGUAUCCCCUCCCACCAGCAUGUAAUUGCACACUUGUGGACAACACAUCCUCACUUCAGCUACCUCCACAGCCCACAGCUUUGACCCAGCCCAGACACCAGAGGCAGAGCUGUGGAAAAUGCAGAUCAUAGAACUGAAAAUUUUGGAUGCCUCCUCCUUGGAGGUGUUCAAGGCCAGGUUGGACCUGGGACAGUGAAAGAUGUCUCUGCCCAUGGCAGGGUGGUUGGAGCUGGAUGAUCUUUAAAGUGUCUUCCAACCCAAAUCAUUCUGUGAUGAAUGCUCACAGCAGUGUCCCAGUGAAAUUCCCCACUGGCUUCAGUGAAAACACCAACCAGUCCUUCCAGAGAGGCUGGAAGCAGGAGCAGCACUGAACCCUCCCCAGUGGAUUUGGACAGCGUGCAGCACUGGGUAAGUUUUCCCUCUUCCAGCUGUAAAAGCAGAAGUCAGUUGUGUUCCAGAGAGCAAAGCAAGACCUGGACUGAAAAGUGACUCCACUGAAACUUUGGGGCACUGCCUUUGAACGGCGCUUUAAGCCUCGCACUGUUUAAUGCUAAUGCUGUAACAUUAUAUAGAUGGGCUUUUUUUCCCCCUCACACAAAGGAGGAAGGGGCUCAAUUCUUCUGGGGCUUGCUUUUUUUUUCUCCCUUCAACGAAAAGCGAUGCUGAGCAGCACAGCCCUGAGCUCAGCUCUGGCUCACUGACAUUUCCAUCUGAAUCCAACCUGAAGGGGGUGAAGAAAGAGACUUCUCUCCUUCUCCAGGCCAGAACCUGAUCUCCAGAUUAGUUUGCUGGUUAUCAAUAGAAGCAAUAGUUGUGAUUGCAACUCAACACUCCUCCAGCCCUGCAACAGCCCUGAAGGAAACUGACUUUUGAAUUGCAAGAGCGAGGGGACUGAGGCAGCGUUUCAGUCAUCAGCUGGACUUGGCAAAGGAGGACCGGCAUGCAUUCGCCAUUGACAUAGGAUUUCUCCCUGCUCUACCAAGAUUGGUCUAAAAUUUCAGACCAGAUUGCUCCUCUAGUCUACAAACCAGGAUGAACAAGCAGUUGUUUCUCAGAGCCUGGGUGGCCCUUUUGGUGCUAACUGUACAGCAACGAGCUCACUCCAUGGCAAGUCUGUAUCCAUUCUGGCAGAACGACACAAGAACACCCAAAGUUGAUGAUGGAAGCUCUCCUGAGAUCAAGAUCUCAGUCCCAUUCAUCUUUUUUGGAGCCCCAUACAGAAGCAUUUAUGUGAACAACAACGGGGUGAUCUCCUUCAACGCCCUGGUCAGCCAGUUCACGCCGGAGGCCUUCCCGCUGGCCGAUGGCAGAGCCUUCCUGGCGCCCUUCUGGGCGGAUGUGCACAAUGGCAUCCGCGGGGAGAUCUACUACAGGGAGAGCACCGACCCCGAGCUGCUGAGGAGAGCCUCCAAGGACGUCCGCAAGCACUUCAAAGACAUGUCCUACUUCUCUGCUCUCUGGAUCUUUAUCGCCACCUGGGAGGAAGUCACUUUCUACGGUGGCAGCAGCACGACUCCGGUGAACACUUUCCAGGCUGUCCUGAUCACGGAUGGAGUGUCAUCUUUUGCCUUAUUUAACUACCAUGAGAUCAGCUGGACCACAGGGACAGCCAGUGGAGGGGACCCCCUGACUGGUCUCGGUGGGGUGAUGGCCCAGGCUGGCUUCAAUGGUGGAAAUCUCACCAACUUCUUUAGCAUGCCAGGCUCCAGAACCCCAGACAUAGUCAACAUUGAAGAAACAACCAAUGUCAACAUCCCUGGGCGCUGGGCUUUCAAAAUAGAUGGCAGGGAAAUAGAUCCAGCCAAUGGCUGCAGCCUGAGAGGGCAGUUUCUCCGUCAAGGGGAGAUCUUCUGGGACAAUGCCAACUGCACCACCAAGUGCCGCUGCCUGGACUUCAAGAAUGAGAUCUUCUGCCAGGAGCUGGCCUGUGGCCCCUUUGAGGCGUGCGAGCUGAAGACCAAGUUCUUUCAGUGCGUGCCAGUGGAGAGCAGCACCUGCGUGGUGUUCGGAGAUCCACAUUACCACACCUUCGACGGCUUCCUCUUUCACUUCCAGGGUUCCUGCUCCUAUCUCCUCGCCAGGCAGUGCUGGCCAGGCUCCCAGCUGCCCUACUUCAACGUGGAGGCCAAGAAUGAGAACCGAGGCGGCUCCUCUGUCUCCUGGCUGAGGGAUAUUUUUGUGGAGGUCUACUCACAUAGGAUUGUCCUCCCCAAGGGCAGCUUUGGAAAAGCAAAGGUGGAUGACUUGGUGGUGUCUCUACCCAUCUCUCUGGACCUGGGUGCAAUAAAAGUCUACCAAAGCGGCUUGUCCACAGCCCUAGAGACUGAUUUUGGCCUGCUGGUGACUUACGAUGGAGAACACUACGCCUCUGUCUCUGUUCCGGGCACAUACAUCAAUGCCACGUGUGGCCUCUGUGGGAAUUACAACAAGGACCCCGAGGACGAUACCCUGCGCUCAGACGGGAGGUUGGCCGUGUCCGUGCCAGAGCUGGGCGAGAGCUGGCAGGUGCCGCACCCCGAGCGGAGAUGCUCGACCGGCUGCUUGGACAACUGCACUCUCUGUGACGCUGCCACCGAGGCUCUCUACUUCAGCCCCGACUACUGCGGCUUUCUCAACAAGAGCGGCGGGCCACUGUGGGAGUGCACUGCCGUCGUGGACCCCACUGCCUUCGUCCACAGCUGUGUCUACGACCUCUGCAGUGCACGGGACAACGGCACCGGCCUGUGCCAAGCCAUCCAGGCGUACGCCGCGGUGUGCCAGGCCCUGGGCAUCUCGGUGGGCGAGUGGCGCACCCAAACGGGAUGCACGCUGGCUGUGCAGUGCCCAGAGCUCAGCCACUACUCGGUGUGCACCAGCAGAUGCCCUGCCACGUGCUCAGACCUCACGGCCCCUCUAGCCUGCACCUCUCCGUGCGCCGAGGGCUGCGAGUGCGACGAGGGCCAUGUGCUCAGCACUGACCGCUGUGUGCCCCUGCAGAGGUGCGGCUGCGACGUGAACGGGCACUACUAUGCUGUCGGGGAGUCCUUCUGGGCAGCAGCAGACUGCACUGUGGAAUGCCACUGCGAGGAGGGUGGUGAGGCCAGGUGCUUCAACACCACCUGCCCCGAAGGAGAGGUCUGUGCCAUUGAGAACGGCUACCGGGGCUGCUACCCUAAGCGGGAAACUCUGUGUUUGGUGGGGCAGAACCAAGUGCUGCAGACUUUUGAUGGCGUUGCCUUCCCCUAUCCCCUGGAGCACUCCUACACGCUGCUGAAAACCUGCCCGGACAAACCAGACUUCAUCGAGGUGGACAUCAGCCAAAAGAAGCUCGGCUCUGCUCCCAACGGGCCACGUGUCGUACGGAUCCAGGCGGCUGGCCAAGAGGUGAAGAUUGGAGGCACCAGCCUCUUGGAGGUCAAGGUGAAUGGCUAUGACGUGGAGCUGCCCUAUUUCCACCCUUCUGGCCGCCUGGACAUCUACCGUAGCGACAACGGCACCGUGCUGGAGUCCGAGGGGCUCCUGGCUAUGGGCUACUAUGACUCAGGCCUCCUGGAGAUCCGCCUCUCCACCGCCUACUUCAACUGCACCGGGGGCCUCUGUGGCUUCUUCAAUGGCAAUGCCAGCGAUGAGUUUUGCCCGCCCAAGGGCAAGUGCACAGACAACCUGGAGCUCUUCCUGGAGAGCUGGACCACAUUCGAUGAGAUCUGCAACGGGGAGUGUGGAGACCUCCUCAAGGCUUGUAACAACGACUCGGAGCUGCUCAAGACCUACAGGAGCCGCUCCAACUGUGGCAUCAUCAACGACCCCACCAACAGCUCCUUCCUGGAGUGCCACAGCGUGGUCAACGUCUCAGCCUACUACAGGACUUGCCUCUUCCGCCUGUGCCAGAGCGGGGGGAACCAGUCCGAGCUGUGUGACUCGGUGGCACGCUACGCCAGCGCCUGCAAGAACGCCGAGGUGGACAUUGGCCAGUGGAGGAGCCACAGCUUUUGCCCUCUCUCCUGCCCAGAGAACAGCCAUUUUGAGGAGUGCAUGAGCUGCGUGGAGACCUGCGAGACCCUGGCGACAGGCCCUGUGUGCGCAGACACUUGUGCGGAGGGCUGCCAGUGCGAUGAGGGCUUUGCCCUCCGUGGCACCCGCUGCAUCCCCCGCGGUGAGUGCGGCUGCAACUUUGAGGGGCGCCAGCUGGCCACCAACCAGACCUUCUGGAUGGACAUCUCCUGCCACUUCCUCUGCUACUGCAACGGCUCUGACAACAGCGUCUACUGUGAGAAUGUGUCCUGCAAGGACGACGAGUACUGCCUGGAGGAGAACGGUCUCUACUACUGCCACGUCCGCACUGAUGCCUCCUGCAUCAUCUCUGGCUAUGGACACUACCUGACUUUCGAUGGCUACUCCUUUGACUUCCAGAGCAGCUGCGCAUUGGUCCUGUGCACCACAAUCACCAGGCCCAUGGCAGAGCGCUCGGACACUUUCCCUGCUUUCACUGUCACAGCCAGGAACGAGGACCGGGACACCUCUCUGGCCCUCUGGGUGAAACAAGUUGAAGUGGAGGUCUUCAACUACAACAUCGUCAUCCACCGUGCCUACAAAUACACUGUGAUGGUCAAUGAUGAACGUCUUUACCUGCCCCUGAAGCUGGGCCAGGGCAAAGUGAACAUCUUUGCCUUUGGCUUUCACAUCGUGGUUGAGACUGACUUUGGGCUGAAGGUGGUGUAUGACUGGAAGACCUUCCUCUCUGUCACCGUCCCGCGCAGCUUCCAGAACCUCACCUAUGGACUCUGUGGCCGCUACAAUGGCAACCCUGAGGACGACCUGGUGGCAAUGGGGGGUGUGCUGGCCUCCAGCGUCGCCGAAUUCGUCCACAGCUGGGCAAAGCGGGACGCGUUCUGCCGCGUGGGCUGCGGCGACCGCUGCCCUGCCUGUGGCAAAGUGGAAGGCUUCUGGAAACCCCAGCAGCUCUGCAGCCUCAUCCCGAGCCAAAGUGGUGUUUUUGCCAAAUGCCACAGCAAGAUCAGCCCCGGCUUCUUCUACAAGAACUGCCUCUUUGACACCUGCGUCGAUGGGGGAGCCAUGCAGACGGCCUGCAGCUGGCUGCAAAACUAUGCCAGCACGUGCCAAACGCAGGGCAUUGCUAUUACUGGCUGGAGAAACUUCACCUCAUGCUCCAUCAGCUGUCCUCCCAACAGCCACUACGAGAGCUGCGUGUCCCUGUGCCAGCCCCGAUGUGCUGCUAUCCGGCUGAAGAGCGACUGCAGCCACUACUGCGUGGAGGGAUGCCAGUGUGACCCUGGGUAUGUCCUCAACGGCAAGAGCUGCAUCCUUCCCCACAACUGUGGCUGCUACUCCGAUGGCAAAUACUAUGAGCCCAAGCAGCUCUUCUGGAACGGGGACUGCACCCGCCGGUGCCGCUGCUUCCGGCGCAACCUCAUCCAGUGCGACCCGCGGCACUGCAAGUCGGAUGAGGAGUGUGCCCUGCGCAACGGCGUCCGCGGCUGCUUCAGCACCAGGAGCUCCUUCUGCCUGGCAGCUGGCGGUGGUGUCUUCCGCACCUUCGAUGGGGCCUUCCUCCGCUUCCCCGCCAACUGCGCCUUCGUCCUCUCCACCAUCUGCCAGAAGCUGCCAGACUUCUCCUUCCAGCUCAUCAUCAACUUUGACAAGUGGUCCUCACCCAACCUCACCAUCAUCUCCCCUGUGUACUUCUACAUCAACGAAGAGCAGAUCCUCAUCAGCGACAGGAACACUGUCAAGGUGAAUGGCAGCCACGUGAGCAUCCCCUUUGUCACGGGGCUUGCCACAAAGAUCUUCAGCCAGGAGGGCUUCCUGGUCAUCGACUCCAGCCCUGACAUCCAGAUCCGCUACAACGGCUUCAACAUCAUCAAAAUCACCCUCGGGGAGCGGCUGCAGAACAAAGUCUGUGGCCUCUGUGGCAACUUCAACGGUGACAGGACAGACGACUACGCAACGCUGCGGGGCAAGCCUGCGGUCAGCAGCGUGGUGCUGGCACAGAGCUGGAAGACCAACGGCAUGCAGAAGAGCUGCAACGAGCUGCAGUACUCACAGUAUGCUGCCUCCUGCGACAACGUCCAGAUCCAGGAGCUGCAGAGUGACAGCUACUGUCUGAAGCUGACGGACAUGAAAGGCUUCUUCCAGCCCUGCUAUGGCCUCCUGGACCCCCUGCCCUUUUAUGAAUCCUGCUUUCUGGAUGGCUGCUACAACCACAAGAAGAUCCAACUGUGCGGCUCACUGGCCGCCUAUGGCGAGGCCUGCCGCACCUUUGGCAUCCUGGGCACAGAGUGGAUCGAGAAGGAGAAUUGCUCAGGAGUGGUGGAAGAUCCCUGCGUGGGCGCUGACUGCCCCAACCGCAGCUGCGAGCUGGACAACGGCGGGGAGCUGUGCGGCUGCAUCGAGCCCCCGCCCUAUGGGAACACCACCCAUGACAUCAUUGAUGCGGAGGUGACCUGCAAAGCUGCCCAAAUGGAGGUGUCCAUUUCGAAGUGCAAGCUGUUCCAGCUGGGCUUUGAGCGUGAGGGGGUGCGGGUCAACGACCGCCACUGCCCUGGCAUCGAAGGGGAGGACUUCAUCUCCUUCCAAAUCAACAACACCAAAGGCAACUGUGGCAACUUGGUGCAGUCGAACAGCACACACAUCGUCUACAAGAACACGGUGUGGAUCGAGAGUGCCAACAACACCGGCAACAUCAUCACGCGGGACCGCACCAUCAACGUGGAGUUCUCCUGUGCCUACGAGCUGGACAUCAAGAUCUCCCUGGACUCGGUCGUGCGGCCAAUGCUCAGCGUGAUUAACCUGACAGUGCCAACUCAGGAAGGGAGCUUCACGACCAAGAUGGCUCUGUACAAGAACUCAUCCUACAAGCACCCCUACCGCCAGGGCGAGGUGGUGCUCACCACCCGGGACGUGCUCUACGUGGGGGUCUUUGUCGUUGGGGCUGAUUCCAACCACUUGAUCUUGAUGCUGAACAAAUGCUACGCGACCCCCUCAAGGGACAGCAAUGACAAACUGCGCUACUUCAUCAUUGAGGGAGGGUGCCAAAACAUGAAGGACAACACUAUUGGCAUAGAGGAGAACGGGGUGUCAUUAACGUGUCGCUUCCACGUCACCGUCUUCAAGUUCAUCGGGGACUACGACGAGGUUCACCUCCACUGCGCUGUCUCGCUCUGCGACUCGGAGAAGUACUCCUGCAAAAUAAACUGCCCUCAGCACACGAGGAUGGCUGGUGCAUUUGCUGAGGAAGCCAAGGAGCAGAUCCUCUCGGUGGGGCCUAUCAGGAGGAAACGAUCAGACUGGUGUGAGGAUAAUGGAGGCUGUGAGCAGAUCUGCACCAGCCAGGUGGACGGACCCUUGUGCAGCUGCGUGACAGGGACGCUGCAAGGAGAUGGCAAGAGCUGCAGGGCCUCCAGCUCUUCAAGGGAGCACCGUGCCCAUACGACCCUUUUGGUGGCAGCCCAGCUGUGGCUGGGCACAGCUCUGCGGGACCUGACCUCGUAGGCACGGCUCUGCUGCCCAGCCAAGUACUGUUCUCAUGUCAGCCUAAGUCUUUGUAGGGUAGGAGAUGGCACCCCCACAGUGCCCAAGCUGCCACCAGAUUGUCCUGCUGCAUGGAGGCACGAGAGGGACUUGACCUGGAGAGAGAUUGGAUGUGGAUCCAGAUGUGAACAUGGCACAUGGCAGAUGCCGUGGCACUGACAGCAGGGCAAAGCUAGAGAUUUGUUGGCAUUAAUGUGGGGCUUGGGGUGGUUUUUUUUGCAGGUUUCUGGCAUUGAUGUGGGACUCAGGGGAGGGGUUUUGCAGGUUUCCAUCACUGAUGUGAGACUCGGGAGGGUUUUUGGUAGCUUUUUCCAAGGCUUUCCCCUGUAGCACACUGAGGGCAGCUCACAGCCCUGCUGGUAGUGUGGGACAGGCAGGAGCAUGCACUGUCUCCUCACAUGGAUAGCUGUGGGCCUCUGUGGUCCUCAGGAGCUGCUGUCAGUGUCUUGUGAGUGCAUGGGCUCAGCUUGGAGGUAGGUGUUGUGACACAGGCUGGAGCAGCACAUUGUCAUUGUGUGGUGUGGUGGCACCUCGGGAAUAUGUUGCCCUCUCCGUCUCUGGAGCAGAGGUGGUGCUGGGGCAUGUGGCCAGGAGCCAAGUUCAUCCCUGGAUGUCUGGGAGGCCUGAUGGCAUGCAGUGAUCCCGGUGUUUGGAAAGAAGUGCUUUCAGCUGGGCAGGAGUGAGAGCCAGAAAAAUGAAGGAUGAAAUUCCCACCCAUGUUUCUAUAAUAUGCCCUGGCAGAGUUUUUCUGGGGGGAUUAGAAGAGUGUUGGGGUCUGCAGGUGUGGGGCAGCAUCAGGGCACCUGCUGGGAGUUGAGAAUGGCUUUGGAGUGCAGGUGGGUGUGGGGGGUGCUGUCUGUGUUGGUGUCCUGUCUUGUGUUUGUGAAAUGGCUGUGUGGGAAUAAAAUGUGUUGUAUUCCUUCUUCGUAA